AUGUCUGAGCAGAGUCAAAAGAUAAGUUAUCCAAAUGCAAUCAAGAAAAGAGUAGACGGCGAUUGAAACUGUCCCAACUGUUCCAAUUUGAACUUUUCUUUCAGAAGUACCUGCAAUAGAUGUGGUUAUACAGAAAAGACGGAUGAUCCUGAAAAAAGUACAGCGCAUUUUUUUUUUCAUGACCUUUUUUACAGUUAAAAAUGACGGUAUUUUUAUUAUGAAAAAAUACGCUGUUCUUUUUUUAUGAUUACCCAGAGAAAGCUAAUGCCAACAUUCAAUGCUUUUCUCUACAUGAGUGCUCCUUCUUUAGAAGAAACCUCAGCUAUAUCAUGCGACGCUGAAAAUCCUCCGCCAAGACUAGAUUUUUCUCAAUUGCCUUCAAUUUCUCCCUUUCUAAGAGAAAAGUGCCUACAAGCUAGAAUUGAGAUUAAUCCUGUAACAAAGCGCUGCUUGAAAUUUGACAAUGAAGUUGCAAAAGAAGACAAAUCAAAUGAAAACACUCCAAAUCCCAAGCCAAAAACCAAAACAAAAGCGAAAAAGCACAAAAAAUCUGGCUCGUUGACUGUUCAUAUUAAAAAGCCUGCUAGAGAAAAAGAGGGGGAUUGAAUUUGCCUUAAAUGCAAUAACUGGAAUUUCGCGUUUCGCUCAGAAUGCAAUAUAUGUAAAGAAUCAAAAGAAAAGUAA
Blepharisma stoltei is the source of this 684-nucleotide messenger RNA. Lineage: Eukaryota; Ciliophora; Heterotrichea; Heterotrichida; Blepharismidae. The record is from the annotation of a GenBank genome assembly.